GGUUUAAUAUAUAGGGAUACAAAAGUGGGCCCACUCUUGGUCGACUUUCGAGGUUCAAUCUUCAUUCCAUCAAUCAUCUUCUUUCUUCAACCUAUGCUCUGCUACGACUUUUAAUACCUUAACCAAAUCGAAGCUCACUCGAAAUCAAUGGAGAUCAAGCCUGGUUUAUCCGCUCUCGUCACUGGCGGCGCCUCCGGCAUCGGUCGAGCUCUCUGCUUGGCUCUUGCAGAGAAAGGUGUUUUUGUAACCGUUGUUGAUUUCUCCGAGGAGAAAGGGACAGAGACGGCUUCUCUUGUUCAAAAGGCCAAUGCUCCAUUCCAUCCCGGUUUAAACUCUCCUUCUGCUAUCUUUGUCAAAUGUGAUGUCACUAACAGAGGAGAUCUCAUUGCUGCUUUUGACAAGCACUUAGCCACAUUUGGAACACUGGACAUCUGCAUAAACAACGCUGGAAUUUCCAAUCCUGCAAGAUUUGAUAAAUAUGACAGUGAUGGAUCUAGAUCAUGGAGACGCACCAUUAAUGUGGAUCUUGUUGCAGUAGUUGAAUGCACACAACUUGCAAUCAAAGCUAUGAAAGGCAAACAAAAGCCUGGAGUUAUCAUUAACAUGGGCUCAGCUGCUGGUCUUUAUCCAAUGUCCUUUGAUCCUAUCUACUCUGCUGCCAAAGGCGGUGUUGUAUUAUUUACUAGAUCAUUAGCACAUUUGAAGCGUCAAGGGAUCCGAAUCAAUGUGCUUUGCCCUGAAUUUAUCCAGACGGACUUAGCUGAAGCUAUUGGUGCUUCCUUCCUUCAGUCAAUAGGCGGUUACAUGCCCAUGGAUAUGCUUAUUAAAGGUGCUUUUGAGCUUAUAACCGAUGAGAGUAAAGCCGGUGCAUGUUUAUGGAUUAGCAACCGCAGGGGUUUGGAGUAUUGGCCGACUCCAAUGGAACAGGCAAAGUACUUGGUUGGUUCAGGUUCCCGCAAAAGAACUUCCUUUAAAGUAACUUCAACUAUUGAACUUCCUCAAAGCUUUGAGAAGAUAAUUGUACACGCCUUGUCUCAUAAUUUCCGUAAUGCUACCCGCAUAGUUCGGACACCACUACAGUUACCCAUUAGACCACACCAAGUUCUUUUAAAAAUCAUCUAUGCUGGUGUUAACGCAAGUGAUGUAAACUUCAGCUCAGGUCGUUACUUUACCGGUGGCUCGCCUAAGCUUCCUUUUGAUGCUGGAUUUGAGGGAGUUGGACUAAUUGCAGCGGUGGGAGAAUCUGUUAAGAAUUUAGAAGUUGGGACUCCAGCUGCUGUUAUGACAUUUGGAGCAUAUGCUGAAUACAUGAUAGUUUCUUCUAAGCAUGUGCUCCCUGUUCCAAGGCCAGAUCCAGAAGUUGUUGCCAUGCUUACUUCAGGAUUAACUGCUUUAACCGCCCUUGAAAAGGCAGGAGAAAUGAAAUCAGAUGAAACAGUACUUGUGACUGCUGCUGCUGGAGGGACUGGGCAAUUCGCUGUCCAGCUUGCAAAGUUAGCCGGAAAUAAGGUAAUUGCUACUUGUGGAGGAUCAGAGAAGGCCAAGUUAUUAAAAGAGCUUGGUGUAGACCGAGUCAUUGAUUAUAAAGCCGAGGAUAUUAAGACGGUCCUGAAAAAGGAGUUUCCAAAGGGUGUGGAUAUCAUAUAUGAAUCUGUUGGUGGUAAAAUGUUUGAUCUGUGCUUGAAUGCUCUUGCUGUUUACGGACGACUCAUAGUGAUUGGAAUGAUCUCUCAGUAUCAAGGGGAGAAGGGAUGGCAGCCAUCUAACUAUCCAGGGCUGUGCGAGAAAAUUCUUGCUAAAAGCCAAACCGUGGCUGGUUUCUUUCUGGUGCAAUAUAGUCAACUCUGGAAACAAAAUCUCGACAAGUUAUUCAAUCUUUACUCUCUCGGAAAGCUUAAGGUUGGGAUUGAUCAGAAAAAGUUUAUAGGUCUAAACACUGUUUCAGACGCUGUUGAGUAUCUGCAUUCGGGUAAAAGCACCGGAAAGAAAAGUUAGAAGAACCUAAGUUUUCAUGGGGCCUAAGGGCAUCAUUGCUGGUGUCCCUUAGGUUGAGGCCAUUAAGCGUAAGGUCCCUUAACUUUUAACUAAAAACGUUAAGGACUUCUUACAAAUCCCUUAUUUAAGGACCGUUCCUUAGCUUUUUUAGUUAAAAGCUAAGGGACCCUAUGCUUAAGGACCCAGCUUAAGGGACACCAAUAAUGAUGCCCUAAGACCAUGAUUAUCCCUAAGAAACCCAACCCUUAGUUUUAAAAAAAAAAAAAAAAAAAAUUAAAAAACAAAUCAAUCGCUGGCCGCCACGAGUCAGUGGGACCCGCGAACAGUGUAAGAAACUCACUAAGAUCGGUUCUUAAUUAGUAGUUUUUGUAACCGAUCCUUAAGGAUUUUGUGGGGAUCCACGCACUAAGAAACUCACUAAGGACCCCGGAUAAUCAUGCUCUAAUAGGCAUGGAAACACACAAAAUUUAUAAGGUCACAUGGUUCAAAAAGCCCAUUUCCAGAGAGACUAAUUCAUAAAAAGCAAGUUAGAGAUUUUGUUACAUUUUCAUGGGCAGGUUGUGGUUUGCAUUGAUCCGACGUUUGAGCAGACAACGUCGAGGCUGUGAA
Messenger RNA from Brassica napus (rape), 2604 nucleotides. RefSeq names its product prostaglandin reductase-3. The coding region runs from base 148 to 1995 and encodes 615 amino acids. Gene Ontology annotation, molecular function: zinc ion binding; oxidoreductase activity. Gene Ontology annotation, cellular component: mitochondrion. Lineage: Eukaryota; Viridiplantae; Streptophyta; Magnoliopsida; Brassicales; Brassicaceae. The transcript has 18 exons. The record is from RefSeq and is a predicted model, not a curated record.